Messenger RNA from Schistocerca americana (American grasshopper), 1131 nucleotides. RefSeq names its product probable glucosamine 6-phosphate N-acetyltransferase (gene Gnpnat). The transcript is spliced from 6 exons. Gene Ontology annotation, biological process: UDP-N-acetylglucosamine biosynthetic process. The record is from RefSeq and is a predicted model, not a curated record. Bases 185 to 811 code for a protein of 208 amino acids. Gene Ontology annotation, molecular function: monosaccharide binding; glucosamine 6-phosphate N-acetyltransferase activity. Lineage: Eukaryota; Metazoa; Arthropoda; Insecta; Orthoptera; Acrididae. Gene Ontology annotation, cellular component: Golgi apparatus; endoplasmic reticulum-Golgi intermediate compartment; endoplasmic reticulum.
ACACUAGGAACAGGUGGCGUUGGAUGUAAACGUCGCUACGCCCGAAAGUUUUCUCCGGCACGCUAAGUGACCUUCUGAAAGCUCUGUGUUCGGAAUGUUGGACUGACAAGUUAUGAAGGACACCCAAGUCCCUGGAGUUCGUAGUUAACGGUCAUAUUCGCAGAGAACUGCCAGAAGCUGUAAAAUGGUGUUUAGAGAGCAGGACACACAUGCUCUACAUCAUGAGCCGAUGUACGAUCCAGAGUUACUUAAAAAGCUGGACUUUUCGCAGUCACCAACAAAGUUUAAUCCUCCUGUUACUGCAGUUAACCCCGGAGAAAAUCUUCUAGUUCGCCCCUUGUGCCGGGCGGAUUACGAAAAAGGAUUUGUACAAUUGCUUGGGCAGCUGACAAGUGUUGGAGAUAUCACAAAGGAGCAGUUUCUUCGGCGAUAUGCUGAAAUGAAGGCAUGUAAAAAUACGUACUUCAUCACCGUAAUUGAAGAUACAAUAACUAACAGAAUUAUUGGUGCUGCUACUCUUGUUAUAGAGCAAAAAUUCAUUCACGGAUGUGCUGUGCGUGGCCGUUUGGAAGAUGUUGUUGUAAAUGAUACGUAUCGUGGAAAGCAACUCGGUAAACUAAUUGUGGCAACUGUUGAGUUGCUUGCUAGACAAUUGAAUUGCUACAAGCUCACUCUGGACUGCAAAGAUGAUCUGAUUCCUUUCUAUGAGAACCUUGGGUAUGAACUGCAGCCUGGCAAUUCAAACUACAUGUCGAUGCGCUUUCAGAAUCAAUCUCCAAAAUUAAUCAAAAUGUUGAGAUCAAAAUUGUAAAUAUCUUUAGGUUAAGCCAUGUUAUGUGUAACUGUCAGUGAAGUAAAAUAAAAGAGAAGUAUUAAUUAAUGUAAAUAUACACAUAACAUGUUCUCAUGUGAACUUUAAAAUAAUUUUCAAAUUAUUUCAAUAUAUUUCAUUGUUCACUUGAAAAAUAAAGACUGAAUAAAGUUAACUGUCUUAUUAUUGCAUGAACUUCAGCUGCGAUGUUGGUCAUAGAAAAUUACUUAACUCCUGCUUUGUACUUAACUGAAAUGGCGAAAUUUUCUCUUGUGCAUAAUUUAUAAUUUGUGUAACAGAAAUAAAACAACUGAAGCCAG